CUAAAAUAGCCCGUAGCUUGGUUUCCCUGUAGACGUUUAACCCCGCCAAACGUCGUCAUAUGUUUUUUAUUGAUUCCCCUCACCCCCUGUCUCCUGUUUUAUUCUAAACCUCACAACCUUGAAGCUUCAUUGUAAGCGUUGGCAUAUCAAGCUAACAACCGUCUGGUACUCUCUCUUUGCAUACGAUCUGAGUUUUUCAUCAUGAGCGUCAAGUCUGUCGAGUUCAAGUCCUUUGCUGACCAGAAGCCUGGAACCUCAGGUCUUCGAAAGAAGGUUAAGGUUUUCCAACAACCCAACUAUAGCGAGUCUUUCGUCACUAGCAUCCUCCUCUCCAUCCCGGAGGGUGCCGAGGGUGCAUUUCUAGUCGUUGGUGGUGACGGCCGAUUCUGGAACCCCGAAGUUAUCCAGCUGAUUGCGAAAAUUGGAGCUGCGUAUGGAGUCAAGAAGUUGCUAAUCGGCCAAAAUGGUAUCCUUUCAACACCUGCUGCCAGUCAUGUCAUUCGAAAGCGAAAGGCAACAGGAGGUAUUCUUCUGACUGCUAGCCACAACCCCGGCGGGCCCGACCAAGACUUCGGUAUCAAGUACAACUUAUCUAACGGUGGUCCUGCCCCGGAGAGUGUAACGAACAAGAUAUUUGAGACUUCGAAGACCUUAACCUCCUUUAAGAUCGCCGAUAUCCCCGAUGUGGACAUCACCACGAUUGGAACCAAGACUUACGGCCCCUUGGAGGUUGAAAUCGUCGAUAGCACGGCUGACUAUAUGCAAAUGCUCAAGGACAUUUUCGAUUUCCCCUUGAUCAAGAAGUUCUUCGCCGACAACUCAGACUUCAAAGUGCUCUUUGACGGUUUACAUGGUGUCACUGGCCCGUACGGAAAGGCGAUCUUCGAGGAGGAAUUGGGCGUCAAAGGCUCUACACAGAACUGUGUCCCUAAACCUGACUUCGGCGGCGGGCAUCCGGACCCCAAUCUCACCUACGCCCAUUCCUUAGUAGAAGCCGUUGACAAAAACUCCAUUCCCUUCGGCGCAGCAUCCGAUGGAGAUGGCGACCGAAACAUGAUCUAUGGUGCAGGAGCUUUCGUAUCACCCGGCGACAGUCUGGCUAUCAUAGCUCAUCAUGCGCAACUUAUUCCAUACUUCAAGAAGCAGGGGGUCUAUGGUCUAGCUCGCAGUAUGCCAACGUCGGGUGCCGUAGACCUCGUCGCAAAAGCCCAGGGCUUGAACUGCUACGAAGUUCCAACCGGCUGGAAGUUCUUCUGUGCCUUGUUUGACGCAGAUAAGCUAAGUAUCUGUGGUGAGGAGAGCUUUGGCACAGGAAGUAACCAUAUUCGUGAGAAAGAUGGUCUCUGGGCUGUCGUCGCAUGGCUCAAUAUCAUUGCCGGAUUAGGAGAAGCCAACCCUGGGACUACACCGAGCAUCAAGCAAAUCCAGGCAGACUUCUGGAGAACCUAUGGCCGAGUCUUCUUCACCCGGUACGACUACGAGAACGUGGACUCUGACGGCGCGAACAAGGUUGUUGGAACAUUGAAGGACUUAGUUGCUGACCCCAACUUCAAGGGCAGCAAGAUUGGAGAGCGCACAGUUACUGAUGCGGGCAACUUUUCUUACACUGACCUGGACGGUUCUGUGUCUUCAAACCAGGGUCUCUAUGCCCGCUUCGACAGCGGCAGCCGUAUCGUCGUCCGGCUGUCUGGAACUGGUUCAUCUGGAGCAACCAUUCGUCUAUAUAUCGAGAAGUACAGCAAAGAUCCCUCGACGUAUAGCCAGGAUGCUCAGGUCUUCCUCAAGGAUGAAAUCAAGUUCGCAACAGAUCUAUUGAAGUUCAAGGAAUAUGUGGGACGUGACGAACCUGAUGUGAAGACGUAGAAAGCCAAACGUCUGGAUUGGAAUUAGCAUAUGCAUUAGGAUGUUACGGCUCUGAGAGUAUCUAGCUUCUUGAGAUUAUGGUGUCAAUACACUGUAACCGGCACCGAUAUGAUAAAAAAUAAAACAAAUUUCCCUUA
Annulohypoxylon truncatum is the source of this 2000-nucleotide messenger RNA. RefSeq names its product phosphoglucomutase 2. Gene Ontology annotation, molecular function: magnesium ion binding; phosphoglucomutase activity. The record is from RefSeq and is a predicted model, not a curated record. Lineage: Eukaryota; Fungi; Ascomycota; Sordariomycetes; Xylariales; Hypoxylaceae. Gene Ontology annotation, biological process: carbohydrate metabolic process. Gene Ontology annotation, cellular component: cytosol. The coding region runs from base 202 to 1863 and encodes 553 amino acids. The transcript is spliced from 5 exons.